UUGCACAGCCCAAAACACACAAACACAACAUAGCAGAGAGCUAGCCUCCGAUCGAUCGAGAACGCGUAGGAAAUUAACACACGACGACGAUGGCUCGCUGGGCCAUUGCGAUCCACGGCGGCGCCGGCGUGGACCCGAACCUGCCGGAGCACCGCCAGGAGGAGGCGAAGCGGGUCCUGGCGCGGUGCCUGCAGGUCGGCGUCGACGCGCUGCGCGGCGGCGCGGCGGCGGUCGACGUCGUCGAGGCCGUGGUGCGGGAGCUGGAGUCCGACCCGUUCUUCAACUCCGGCAGGGGCUCCGCCCUCACACGCCUCGGCACCGUCGAGAUGGAGGCCAGCAUCAUGGACGGCCGCGGCCGCCGCUGCGGCGCCGUGUCCGGCGUCUCCACCGUCAAGAACCCGGUCUCCCUCGCCCGCCUCGUCAUGGACAAGUCGCCGCACUCGUACCUCGCCUUCGACGGCGCCGAGGAGUUCGCGCGCGAGCAGGGCGUUGAUGUCGUGGACAAUAGCUACUUCAUCACCGAGGACAACGUCGGCAUGCUCAAGCUCGCCAAGGAGGCCAACUCCAUCCUGUUUGACUACCGGAUCCCGCUGGGAGGGUCGGAGACGUGCAGCGCGCAGGCGGAGAACCCGAACGGCAUGGUGAUGAACGGCCUCCCCAUCAGCAUCUACGCGCCGGAGACGGUGGGCUGCGCGGUGGUGGACUCGAACGGCUUCACCGCGGCGGCCACGUCCACCGGCGGGCUGAUGAACAAGAUGACCGGCCGCAUCGGCGACUCGCCGCUGAUCGGCUCGGGCACCUACGCCUGCGCAGCCUGCGCGGUGUCGUGCACCGGCGAGGGCGAGGCCAUCAUCCGCUCCACGCUGGCCCGCGACGUCGCCGCCGUCAUGGAGUACAGGGGCGCCGGCCUCCAGGAGGCCGUCGACUACUGCGUCAAGGAGCGCCUCGACGAAGGCUUCGCCGGCCUCAUCGCCGUCUCCGGCGCCGGCGAGGUGGCGUACGGGUUCAACUGCACCGGCAUGUUCAGGGGGUGCGCCACCGAGGACGGCUUCAUGGAGGUCGGCAUCUGGGAGUGAGAUGGGCCUGGUGCAAGCGUGCUUUUCGUGCGUUCGUGGGCCCUUGGCGAUCAUGCGAUUGCCAUGGCGCGUCCUCCGCUAAUGGGCUACUUGGGCCUCCUCCGUGUGCUAAUGGGCUAGAAUUAGUGGUUAUUUAGUGGGUUGGAGAUGGGUAUUGGAGGUGGGGUUUGAAUAAUGAUAAUGACGAUAAUUCGUCUGGAAAUAAAUAUAAUGUGAAAAGUUAUAUUGCUA
Messenger RNA from Oryza brachyantha (malo sina), 1307 nucleotides. Its product is annotated as probable isoaspartyl peptidase/L-asparaginase 2. Gene Ontology annotation, molecular function: hydrolase activity. Lineage: Eukaryota; Viridiplantae; Streptophyta; Magnoliopsida; Poales; Poaceae. The transcript is spliced from 3 exons. The record is from RefSeq and is a predicted model, not a curated record. Bases 90 to 1076 code for a protein of 328 amino acids.